CGAGAGGCAACAGCAAUGUUGGUGGGUGUGAAAUUACAGUUGGCGUGGAACCCUAGGAUUAACCAGAACGCCAACCACAGCUUUGCGGUCAACAUAAACCCUCGCCGCCUGCCCCACCAUCUCAGGCUACCGCCUCGACGGCUCAGCUCAGUGUCCGUCCAGUCGCAGUAUGUUAAAGAAGCAUCUGGGCGGCCAGUUUCAUCUCUUUACACUGAAACUGUCGGAUCUCCAUCACUUUCUCAGACUUCACUUCUUCAGCCCCCUCAGUGGAACCUCACCCACCGCCACCUCGUCGUCCUCAAUGUCGUUGCUUGCGCGGUAGCAGUUUCGGCGACAUGUCUCUUCUUCUCUGCAAUCCCCACCCUCCUGGCUUUCAAAAGGGCAGCUCAAUCACUUGAAAAGCUGAUGGAUGUUAUGAGGGAAGAGCUUCCCGACACGAUGGCUGCUGUUCGCUUAUCCGGGAUGGAGAUUAGUGACCUCACUAUGGAGCUCAGUGAUAUUGGCCAUGAAAUUACACAAGGCGUUAGAAGUUCCACUCGUGCUGUUCGUGUGGCGGAGGAGAGGUUGCGCGGCUUGACAAACAUGGCUUCAUCAGCACCGGUGCAGGUAGUAAGUCAGAAAACUGAGGUGCCAGGGCCCGUUUUAGCUAAAACUGCAAGAGGCAUACGGGAGGGGAUUGUGAAGGGUCGUGCACUAUGGCAAAUGUUUUUCACUCUCACCCGGUUUUCUAGGUUGGCACUUAACUUUUUUACAAAUCGAACUAAGCAGUAGGGUAGAACACAACACAUGAAACAGGUUCAUGGUGAGCAGCAGCAAGAAACAUCAAAUUUUUUAGGAUGUACAUAUCUUUUCAUAUUUUCAAUUUUCAGUUUGAUAAUUUAAGUUAUUUUUUAAGACUUGUGAGAAUUUUGUGUGUCAGAGUGUUGCUUCAAGUGAAACGUCCUUUGACUUGCUUCUUCC
Molecule: messenger RNA, 960 nt
Organism: Pyrus x bretschneideri (Chinese white pear)
Lineage: Eukaryota; Viridiplantae; Streptophyta; Magnoliopsida; Rosales; Rosaceae
Exons: 5
Coding region: 16-771 (251 amino acids)
Source: RefSeq, a predicted model, not a curated record